UAAACAAUGGCGGGCCCGGAGCAGUCCCAGCAGGUAGAGCAUAAAGCUGAGCCCAUAGACGACGCAGAGCUCGCUCUUCAAGGUAUCAACAUGCUUCUCAACAACGGAUUCAAGGAGAGCAACGAGCUUUUCAGAAAAUAUAGGAGAAACUUCCACUUACUGUGCUAAUUUUAGCUCCCUGGAUAAUGAAGCCUUUCUCCCUCCAUGAGUCGCUGAUGAUGCUGAAACAAAGGACUGAAUGUCCCUCUCUGUAAAGCACUAUAUGGGAAAACAUAUCUAGUGACUAAGAAGUUCAUGGCUAUUUUUAUACCAAUUUGAUGAAUGAUUUUUGAUAAUCAAUUAUGAUCUUUAUCUUUAGUUUGUUUCCUUAGUAACAUAACUUUUCCUCUUAGUCGAUACUCAACAUUCACUGGCUACUAUUUCCCCUGCUUUCUUGAAUUAUGUUUGGUAUUAGGCCGAAGUAACUGUCUCUAUCGCUCACCCACUUCGACUCACAGUCCACUGAUGAGCUUUGGGGCCAGUUUUGUCAGCUUCCUGAAUGCCAUGAUGACCUUUGAGGAGGAGAAGAUGCAGACGGCGUCUGACGACCUGAGAACCACGGAGAAGCUGUGUGAGAGUGACAACGCUGGCGUCAUAGAGACAAUCAGGAACAAAAUCAAGAAGAGCUUGGAGUCCCAGAGGUCAGGGGUCGUGGUUGUGGACCGCCUGCAGCGACAGAUCAUUGUGGCCGACUGCCAGGUCUACCUCGCUGUGCUUUCCUUCGUCAAGCAGGAGCUCUCGUCGUACAUCAAAGGAGGCUGGAUCCUCCGUAAGGCCUGGAAGAUGUACAAUAAGUGCCACAGUGACAUCAGUCAGCUGCAGGAGACCUGUGUGAGGCGCUGUUCCUCCCAUGAGGAGGAUCUGUCCUCAGACCAGGCCAAUCACAACUCCCCAGUGGAGGGCACUGUGACGGAAGAGGCCCUGGACCGGCUCAAGGGCUCCGUCAGCUUUGGCUACGGCCUCUUUCACCUCUGCAUCUCUAUGGUACCACCACACCUACUCAAGAUCAUCAACCUGCUGGGUUUCCCUGGUGACCGUCUCCAGGGUUUGUCCUCCCUCAUGUAUGCCAGUGAGAGUAAGGACAUGAAGGCCCCACUAGCUACGUUGGCCCUCCUGUGGUACCACACAAUAGUGCUGCCCUUUUUUGCACUGGAUGGUUCUGACACUCAGGCAGGCCUGGAGGAAGCCAAGGCCAUUCUGCAGAGGAAGGCUGUGGUCUACCCCAAUUCCUCCCUCUUCAUGUUCUUUAAAGGACGUGUUCAGAGGUUAGAGUGCCAAAUUAACAGUGCACUGGUGUCCUUCCAUGAUGCACUAGAGCUGGCAUCAGACCAAAGAGAGAUCCAGCACGUGUGUCUCUAUGAAAUCGGCUGGUGCAGUAUGAUAGAGAUGAACUUUGAGGAUGCAUUCAGGUCAUUUGAGAGGCUGAAGAAUGAGUCCCGGUGGUCACAGUGUUACUAUGCCUACCUGACUGGAGUAUGUCAGGGAGCUGCAGGGGACUUGGAUGGUGCCAAGUGUGUCUUCAAAGAUGUCCAGAAACUGUUCAAGAGGAAGAACAACCAGAUUGAGCAGUUUGCCCUCAAGCGGGCGGAGAGACUGAGGAAGAUGUCUCCCACCAGAGAGCUGUGCAUUCUGGGAGUCAUAGAGGUGCUGUACCUGUGGAAGGCUCUGCCCAACUGCUCCUCCUCCAAACUGCAGCUCAUGAAUCAGGUGUUACAGAGUGUGGAUGACGCAUCGUGCAGGGGUCUGAAAAACCUCCUUCUUGGUUCCAUUCACAAAUGCCAUGGAAAUAAUAAAGAUGCUAUCCAGUCGUUCCAGCUGGCAGCCAGAGAUGAGUUUGGUCGACAGACCAACUCUUAUGUGCAGCCAUACUCCUGCUAUGAGCUUGGAUGUGUCCUGCUUGCCAAGCCAGAGACGGUGGGAAAAGGGAGAGCUUUUCUGCUUCAGUCAAAGGAGGAUUAUGCAGGCUAUGACUUUGAGAACAGACUUCACGUGCGCAUCCACUCAGCCAUGGCCUCGCUGAAGGAAGUGGUACCUCAAAGACCCGCCGACCACUGAUGUAAUGAUCACUUAGCCUCCAGCUGUGCAUUUGAUGAUACGGGUAGCAUGGCUUUUACUAUACAUUGAAAGCCAUUCAAAACCACAGUAUGUCAGUCUCAUCAGACACAUUUUUAUUUUCUUACACACACAUCCAAGUACAAUAAACCAACAAUUUCAUAGUCAAUACCAACAAUUUCAUAGUCAAUACCAAUCUAGUGUAUUAUUAUUAUUUUUUGCCUUGCAACCCCUCCUUCCAUUCUGUGGACCAUAGGAUACAAGUAACUUCUUGAAGAGGCACACCUUAUUCCCAUUUCAGGUUUUCUUGACCAUAGGUAGUAAUAGGUAGUAAUAGUACAUUUAACAGUAGGAAACAUUGUCAACAAACAUUUUCAUCAAUAGAUCAUUUUUCUGCAAUGAGAAAGUGUUAUAGUGAAGUCAAAGUGACAACAACCCUAAGAAUGAUUGAACAAGAACUUAGUGGCCUGCUACCUUGUGGUAUUGUAUCACGCAGCGUGCCAUGGAACGCAUACCAUUAAGCAGUAAAAACGUUUCAUUUUGGAGUUUUUCUGACAUUCACAUUAUAGCUUACAAGUAAUAUGCACAGCCAAAUGUAUUGUGACAUUUUAGCACAAUUUUAGUCCAAACAAUGUUAUAGAUUAACAUGAUUUAUUUUAGUUUCUAAGCAGUGGGCAUUGAUCUGCACACUAUGCAUACAAUUGCAGGGGUAUUAGUAACCCAGGGACCUGAAAGCUUCUUUUCUACAGCUGUGUACUAUAAAUUAUAAUGUUUUUUUUUCUGAGAUACUUUGGAUGACAACACCCUUAUCAGGACACAGAACACAUGUAUAUUCAUAUUUACUCUGGUUUUUAACAAAAUGCAACAAGGUCCUAUUAACUACAGGCAUUGUAAUAACCACGAUAAGAUUUAAGUUAUUCAAACUGGACAUUCAAGUUUGAUAUUCUGUCAUUUUAGUGUGAUCAGGCUUUUCUAUCAUCAGGCCACACUGAUGACGAGUGAACCAUUCAAGACAGUCUAAAACUAAAUUGAAAGUGCAGGGUAUUGUAUCACUCUUUUUAUAAUCACUCUGAGGUGCAAUAAAAGGCAAAGCAAUAAAAAGCUAAAAGUCUGCUCAUUUUACACUAGCUAUAUCAUUAGCUAUUUCAAGUCCCACUUUACAAAUAAACAAAUUAUAAAGGCUUAGCACAAGCACUACACAGCACAAAUCAUUUAUUAGCAAAUUCAUACUAUAUGAGAGGUGAUAUAAAUUGUCUUUACUUCAUACUACAUGAAGGGUGAUAUCAACUCUUUAAUUCAUACUAUACUGAACAAAAAUAUGAAAUGCAAUAUGUAAAGUGUUGGUCCCAUUUUUCACGAGCUGAAAUAAAAGAUCCCAGAAAUGUUCCAUACGCACAAAAAGCGUAUUUCUCUCAAAUGUUGUGAACAAAUUUGUUUACAUCCCUGUUAGUGAGCAUUUCCCCUUUGCCAAGAUAAACCAUCCAUCCACCUGACAGGUGUUGCAUAUCAAGAAGCUGAUUAAACAGCAUGCUCAUUACACAGGUGAACCUUGUGCUGGGUACAAUAAAAGGCCACUCUAAAAUGUGCAGCUUUGUCACACAACACAAUGCCACAGAUGUCUCAAGUAUUGAAAGAGUGUGCAAUUGGCAUGCUGACAGCAGGAAUGUCCACCAAAGCUGUUGCCAGAUAAUUGUAUGUUCAUUUCUCUUCCAUAAGCCGCCUCCAAUGUCAUUUUAGAGAAUUUGGCAGUACAUGCAACCGGCCUCACAACCGCAGACCCUGUGUAACCACGCCAGCCCAGGACCACCACAUCCGGCUUCUUCACGUGCGGGAUCGUCUGAGGAGGGGGAUGGGGGGUGCUGAGGAGUAUUUGUCUCUGUAAUAAAGCCUUAAUGUGUGGGGAAAAAAACUAAUUCUGAAUGGCUGGGCCUGGCUUCCCAGUGGGUGGGCCUAUGCCCUCCCAGUCCCACCCAUGGCUGUGCCCCUGCCCAAUCGUGAAAUCCAUAGAUUAGGGCCUAUUGAAUUUAUUUCAAUUGAGUGAUUUCCUUCUACUCAUUAAAAUCUUUGAAAUUGUUAAAUGUUAAAUUAAAUUGUUAAAUGAACAUGCCAUACUAAUAAAGGCAUUUUAAUUAAUUAUAUGAAGAGUGCCUUGGUCCUCCUUUCUUUUUGAUGACCAAUUUACCCCUUUUACCAAAGAGCACCUCCUGUCUACCAAAAUGUACUAUUGUGUAGCGCUUCCCUUCCUCCUUUCUACUUGUUAUUUGUUGCGUUUCUGUUUCUGUUCAGUAUACAUGAAGGGGGAUAUAAACGGUCUUUGCAUCUGGUGCUUGUCAAAUGUGGAAUAACUCUUUGCCACCCUUCAUAUAGCAUGGUAUAUUAUGAAUGAUUUCUAAAAUAUCUAUAUAGGCCUUGUGGUAAAGGGCUUGUGAAGGCUUCAACAUGCUAUGUUUCCUUUAAAGUGGGACUUAUUUUUUCAUGUUCAAGGUUGUUUUUGAACAUUGUUUUAUCUACACUAAAGUCAGUCACUGACCUCCCAUCUUUUCCUGUGAUUGUGUAAAGGGAUGAAGAUGUGGUGUGAUGUAUACCUUUUGACUACUGAGUGUGUGACCAGUAAGUGCUGGUAUAAAGUAAGUUCACAGCUGUAAGAGAAAAGUGUAUUAGAAUGACAUGUAAUAAAUAAUGAGUUAAAUGUCAUUAUAUGUAUACCAAAAAACGGGGACAUUCCUUUCUUAGAAAUGUGUUCUAUCCUCUUUGUUGUGGGGUUGUGGAGGAUUAUGUGGAUAGAGAUGGUGACAUUGUAACAGGAAGUUGUUCCUAUGUGGUGUCAGAGCCCUACAUACUGUUCAAUAAAGUGUUGUCAAUUAAUUCUG
Molecule: messenger RNA, 4961 nt
Organism: Oncorhynchus keta (chum salmon)
Lineage: Eukaryota; Metazoa; Chordata; Actinopteri; Salmoniformes; Salmonidae
Product: tetratricopeptide repeat protein 39C-like
Exons: 15
Coding region: 505-2094 (529 amino acids)
Biological process (GO): cilium assembly; otolith morphogenesis
Molecular function (GO): protein binding
Source: RefSeq, a predicted model, not a curated record